AUGUGGCUGCUAGAUACCGCGCGCGCCAACCUCGAGUUCUUUCCCCGUUCUUAUGACAUUCCCGGCGGAUAUGCCAUCUUAUCUCACACCUGGAGCGCUGUGGAAGAUGGCGGGGAGGACUCGUUUCAGUUCCACACCGUCCCCUCUUCCCCACCGUGGUUCAACCCCCGAGACCGGUUGUCUCCCAAAGUACGCGCGUUUCUCGAGCGUGCGGAGAAAGCUGGGUACCGGUACGCUUGGGUCGACACGUGCUGCAUCGACAAGACGAGCAGCGCGGAGCUCACCGAGGCGAUCAACUCCAUGUUCGAGUACUAUUCGUGCUCCGCCGUCUGUUAUGUCUACCUCAGCGGUGUCUCCUCCGAACACUUCGAUCCCGCGCACGAUGGUCAUCUGGAUUUCCAAGGACAGCUCCGGCAGUGGUGCCGAUGGUGUCGCCGCGGCUGGACCCUCCAGGAGCUCAUCGCGUCACCGGUCAUACUGUUCUUCUCUGAGGAGUGGACUGUAAUCGGUUCUAAACACGAGCUCGCCGAAAUCUUGGAGGAAUCCACCGGGGUUCCCGCCACCGUCUUACGCUUCGAAAAACCAAUCACAGACAUGUCCGUCGCGGCACGCAUGUCCUGGGCAUCACACAGGACGACCACAAGGCCCGAGGACCGCGCGUACUGCCUCUUUGGGCUCUUUGGAAUCAACAUGCCGACGCUCUACGGCGAGGGCGGCGACAAUGCGUUCUACCGGCUCCUCGAAGAAAUCAUGAAAACGACGCGCGACACAACCAUCUUCCUUGUUGGAGAUUCCUUAGUAUAUCGCAGCUGGAACGAAAUACUAGAACGCUACUCCGAACUCCGGGAAGGAAGUUACAGCUGCUAUCUAUUUCCAUCCUCGCCACUGGAAUACGUGAAACAUCUGUGUAACAACCUCAGUUUCAAGAUCAAUCCUCUAUAUGACUAUCAUGACCGUAAAAACGAAGUGCGUUCUUUGUAUGUCGCCGCCGUCCUCGUUGACAUUGUCCUCCCAGGAUACGCUACCAACACCCUCGGGCCUUCGUUACCCUACUUUCAACAUAUCUCCCGAUGGGUUGAUUCUCACUGGGCUUGUCACGGUAGUUCCCAAUACCACUCAGGACCCGGAUGCCCUGCUCGUUGA
This is a messenger RNA of Epithele typhae, 1143 nucleotides long. Its product is annotated as heterokaryon incompatibility protein-domain-containing protein. The transcript is spliced from 2 exons. NCBI's taxonomy places the organism in Eukaryota, Fungi, Basidiomycota, Agaricomycetes, Polyporales, Epitheliaceae. The coding region runs from base 1 to 1143 and encodes 380 amino acids. The record is from RefSeq and is a predicted model, not a curated record.